Messenger RNA from Pararge aegeria (speckled wood butterfly), 1840 nucleotides. RefSeq names its product ATP synthase subunit beta, mitochondrial. Gene Ontology annotation, biological process: proton motive force-driven mitochondrial ATP synthesis; proton transmembrane transport. The record is from RefSeq and is a predicted model, not a curated record. The coding region runs from base 127 to 1671 and encodes 514 amino acids. Gene Ontology annotation, molecular function: ATP binding; ATP hydrolysis activity; proton-transporting ATP synthase activity, rotational mechanism. Lineage: Eukaryota; Metazoa; Arthropoda; Insecta; Lepidoptera; Nymphalidae. The transcript has a single exon.
AAGUUAGACUUGUUCUGUUCUCUAUGGACAUUAUUCCUCAUUACGUAAACUCCGACAAGCACCGAAUAUUUUAAAAGAAGAAUUUAUCGAAUACUGUACAUUCCUACGAACAUUUGAAAAACGAACAUGUUUUCUACCGUCGGAAGAGCUGGUCUUCUGGCCACAAGAACGGUAGUAAACAACUCCUUGGCUGAGAAGACUCCAUUGGUUGCCGCAGCCCUAGCGAACAAACGUGAUUAUGCAGCUAAAGCCGCAGGAAAGGGAUCAGGUAAGGUGGUGGCAGUCAUCGGUGCUGUCGUUGACGUACAAUUUGAGGAUGAUCUUCCACCUAUCCUAAAUGCCUUAGAAGUACAAAACCGGACCCCUAGACUAGUUCUCGAGGUGGCGCAGCACUUGGGUGAGAACACCGUACGUACAAUUGCUAUGGACGGUACCGAAGGUCUCGUCCGUGGGCAGCCCGUUCUCGACUCUGGCUCUCCCAUCCGUAUCCCCGUGGGAGCAGAGACCCUUGGCCGCAUUAUCAACGUAAUUGGAGAGCCCAUUGACGAGCGUGGCCCCAUUCCUACCGACAAAACAGCCGCCAUCCACGCUGAAGCCCCCGAAUUCGUUGAGAUGUCUGUAGAGCAGGAGAUUCUCGUCACUGGUAUCAAGGUUGUAGACCUCCUCGCCCCCUACGCCAAAGGAGGCAAGAUCGGUCUAUUCGGCGGCGCUGGUGUCGGAAAAACCGUACUUAUUAUGGAGCUGAUCAAUAACGUGGCUAAGGCUCACGGUGGUUACUCCGUGUUCGCUGGUGUCGGGGAGCGCACCCGUGAGGGUAAUGAUUUGUACCAUGAAAUGAUUGAGUCUGGAGUAAUUUCCCUAAAAGACAAAACCUCUAAGGUAGCACUUGUGUAUGGUCAGAUGAACGAGCCCCCUGGCGCGCGUGCCCGUGUUGCCCUCACUGGACUGACUGUAGCUGAGUACUUCCGUGACCAGGAGGGCCAGGAUGUGCUGCUAUUCAUUGACAACAUCUUCCGUUUCACCCAAGCUGGUUCUGAGGUGUCUGCCUUGCUGGGUCGUAUUCCAUCUGCUGUAGGUUACCAGCCUACCUUAGCCACUGACAUGGGUACUAUGCAGGAGCGUAUCACCACCACCAAGAAAGGUUCCAUCACCUCAGUACAGGCCAUCUAUGUGCCUGCUGAUGACUUGACAGACCCGGCCCCUGCCACCACCUUCGCUCACUUGGAUGCUACAACUGUAUUAUCUCGUGCUAUCGCUGAGCUUGGCAUCUACCCUGCUGUGGACCCUCUUGACUCUACUUCACGUAUCAUGGACCCAAACAUCAUUGGAGCUGAGCACUACAAUGUAGCACGUGGAGUUCAGAAGAUUCUCCAGGACUACAAAUCACUGCAGGACAUAAUUGCUAUCCUGGGUAUGGAUGAAUUGUCUGAGGAAGACAAACUGACCGUAGCCCGUGCACGUAAAAUCCAGAGAUUCCUCUCACAACCUUUCCAGGUUGCUGAAGUAUUCACUGGGCAUGCAGGAAAACUUGUACCACUCGAGGAAACCAUCAAAGGCUUCUCUAAAAUCCUCCAGGGUGAAUACGAUCAUUUACCUGAGGUGGCAUUCUAUAUGGUUGGACCCAUUGAAGAAGUUAUAGCAAAGGCAGAUACUUUAGCCAAGAAUGUAUAAACGUUAUUAUGAACUGAAUUAGUUCGAAAUAGUCAUUCAAAAACUCAUGUUAUUUAUUAUUAAACUAUUGUAUUGUGCCUAUUUAAGGAUCAAAAUCGAUAAUAUAAUUGUAAGAACUAUACCAUUCAUGCAAUAGUAAUUUAAGAACAAUAAAAUGAAUAUAAAUAUA